This is a messenger RNA of Physella acuta, 1120 nucleotides long. Its product is annotated as MTRF1L release factor glutamine methyltransferase. Gene Ontology annotation, molecular function: nucleic acid binding; protein methyltransferase activity. NCBI's taxonomy places the organism in Eukaryota, Metazoa, Mollusca, Gastropoda, Physidae. Gene Ontology annotation, biological process: protein methylation. Gene Ontology annotation, cellular component: mitochondrion. The record is from RefSeq and is a predicted model, not a curated record.
ACAGCUUUGGUCGACACAACAUGAUCAACAUGUCUAUGUCAUUCUUGUCAACGCGACCAUUUAUUUUAUCUAGUUUUAAUAAGUUGUUACGUUCAUCGUUUGUUAAUAUUCCAGAGAAAUCCUUGCUCAUCUCAAAUCAAAGGUCUUGUAAUGAAUGCUCCUCAGUAGCUACAGCUUCUACAGCCAGUUUGCAUACAAUCUUAGAGCAAUGGACUUCAAAAUUUCAGUCACUCAGCAUAUCAGAACCUGAAUCUAGCUGCAGCCUAAUUAUGGCAUAUGCACUGGGGGAAAAGACUCUGUAUAAUGUUGAGAAACAGAUUAUACUUACAAAAGCGCAAAUUGAAAGAAUCAACAGACUUUGUCAACUUCGUUUAUCAGGAAUGCCAGUUCAGUAUGUGAUAGGAGAAUGGGACUUCUGUGACAUUACUUUAAAAAUGAAGGCACCUGUCCUCAUACCUAGACCAGAAACUGAGGAGCUUGCAAAUCUGUGUAUUGAUUCUUUAAAGCACAAAGAGAAUUUAGAAAGUGGCAAGAUUUUAGAAAUUGGCUGUGGUACAGGGGCAAUAACUCUGACAUUACUUAACACAUUUAAAAAUAUCAAUGCUGUGUCUGUUGAUGUAUCUUCUGUAGCAUGUGAGUUGACAAAAGAAAAUGCUGAUAUCAUUGGAGUUUCAGACAGAUUAAAUGUUAUUGAAGGGGAUUUUACUUGUGAGAAAGUUUUAGAGGAACUGGCAACACAUGGGCCUUUUGAUUUAAUAGUUAGCAACCCUCCCUACCUUAGAACAGAAGACAUAAACAAUCUACAGACAGAGGUUAGAUGCUUUGAAGAUCAUCAUGCAUUAGAUGGUGGAUCAGAUGGCAUGAAUUUAAUUAAACAUAUUCUGCUAAAAUCAACUGACUUACUACACAAUAAAGGUGAUCUAUGGCUUGAAGUUGAUCCAGCACAUCCACAGCUGAUUACUGAAUUUAUCAAGCAAUCUGUCAUCUGUAAAUCUCUUGUUCUAGAUAAUGUAGUCAAAGAUAUGUUUGGAAAGGACAGGUUUUGUCAUCUGCAGAGAGAUUAGUUACACAACGCAGUCAAAUGUUCAUCUCUUUUUGGUUUGAAUGGAGUAAAUAAAGG